Molecule: messenger RNA, 2744 nt
Organism: Vigna angularis (adzuki bean)
Lineage: Eukaryota; Viridiplantae; Streptophyta; Magnoliopsida; Fabales; Fabaceae
Product: receptor-like serine/threonine-protein kinase ALE2
Exons: 8
Coding region: 407-2593 (728 amino acids)
Biological process (GO): protein phosphorylation
Molecular function (GO): protein kinase activity; ATP binding
Source: RefSeq, a predicted model, not a curated record
AACACUCACUCACAAACUCGUGUUACACCAUCAACUCUCUUCAAUUGCGUAAACACAUUCAUUCACUCACAUUUCAACAAAAUUCUCUUCUCUUCCACCAUUUUUCUUUCUCUCUAAUUUCUCUCUACCUUUCUUCCUCAACAAUAUUCUUCUUCUUCUUCACCUUAUUCGUACAAGCGGCGUGUUAUCGGAGCCAUUGGUCCUCUCUUUUGCUGCAUUUCUGGGUUCUAGAAGCUUCGCAUUCCUCAAUCCACUGUCAUCUUUUACGUUCUUCUCUCUCCUCUAGGUUUUCCGAUUCGCGUGCUGAUGCUUCCUUCGGCGUCUCACGCUACGCACUCCAAUGCCGCUGCUGUGUACACUGUAACUGCUGUACGAUAACGACUUUCUACGAGCUCAAUUACUGACGAUGAUUUUGAUGUCAACCUCCUUCGUGUUCAUCCAUGUUUUCCUUCAUUUUUUGCUUCUCUCUUUCCAAGUGAACUCAGUUUCUAUGAAUGUCCCAUUUGCUUCAUCUGAACGAGCUAAGACAUUGUUACUUAAACCUUCUAGGCAAUCUCUGUCUCAAGGUCCUAUUGUGACUCCAAGACCAAAACUUCCUCAUUAUGACCAUCAUCACCACAGUGGUAAAUCUUAUCCUGUGGUUCCGUCCCCUUAUAAAGACCCAGCUUGUAGCCAAAUCUGUACUGAUCCAUUCACUGCAACUCCUUUUGGUUCACCUUGUGGCUGUAUAUUUCCCAUGAAAGUCAGACUAGUACUGGGUGUAGCUCCUCUGGUUGUUUUUCCAGUCAUUACUGAGUUAGAGAUUGAAAUUGCAUCUGGAACAUAUUUGAAGCAGAGCCAAGUGAGGAUAAUAGGUGUCAGUGCUGACAAUCAAAAUCAGUGGAGAACCAUUGUCGAUAUUGACUUGGUUCCACUUGGGGAAAAAUUUGACAAUACCACUGCACUUAUGUUAUAUGAGAGGUUUUGGAACAAAAAAGUUCAUCUAAAUAGGAGCCUUUUUGGUGAUUAUUCCACAUUGUACGUUGCUUAUCCAGGUAUUCCAUCAUCACUGCCACCUGGAUAUCAAAUUGGGAGUAGUCCCCUGCCCAGUAAUACCGUUGGUUUUCUCCCAAUCACUGCUUCCUUCAUGAAUGAGCACGAGAAAUUGACUCUUAAAACCAUACUCAUUAUUUCUCUAUGUUCUGCUGUACCCUUUUUAGUUUUGGUUGGAGCAUUUUUCAUUUUGUUGAAAUGGUGGAAAAUUAGGAGCUCAUCAAGUGCUAUGGGCCCUUCACUCACGUCAUAUCUAAAUAAGAGAUAUGGCUUGGAAUCUAUGUUGUCAGGCAGAAUUAUGAGCUCAAGAUCUAUGUCCCUUGUGUCCGCUAUUGCUGCUUCUAUUCUCUCCGUUAAAACAUUUUCCUUUUCCGAGCUUGAGAAAGCAACAGAUAAAUUCAAUUCUCAGAGAGUAUUAGGAGAAGGAGGAUUUGGACGUGUUUAUUCUGGGACAUUGGAUGAUGGAAAUGAAGUUGCAGUUAAGCUGCUAACAAGGAAUGGUCAGAAUAGAGACCGUGAAUUUAUUGCAGAAGUUGAGAUGCUAAGCCGUUUGCAUCAUCGUAAUCUUGUGAAACUCUUCGGUAUAUGCAUAGAAGGGAGAAGGCGUUGCUUGGUUUAUGAGCUGGUUUACAAUGGCAGUGUUGAGUCUCAUUUGCAUGGUGAUGACAAGAAAAACUGCCCUCUGGAUUGGGAAGCACGGAAAAGAAUUGCCAUUGGAUCUGCAAGAGGUUUGGCCUAUCUACACGAGGAUUCCAAUCCUCGUGUAAUUCACCGAGACUUUAAAGCUAGUAACGUGUUGUUAGAAGAUGACUUUACCCCUAAGGUUUCUGAUUUUGGAUUAGCCAGAGAAGCGGGUGAAGGAAAUGGUCAUAUUUCUACAAGGGUCAUGGGUACUUUUGGGUAUGUUGCCCCAGAAUAUGCAAUGACAGGCCAUUUACUCGUUAAAAGUGAUGUUUAUAGUUAUGGUGUUGUGCUGCUUGAACUUAUAACAGGCAGAAAACCAGUGGACAUGUCUCAACCUCAAGGAGAGGAGAAUCUUGUAACGUGGGCUCGACCUCUGUUGAGAUACAGGGAAGGUUUAGAAAAGGUGGUGGAUCCAUUUUUGGCUGGAAAGUAUGACUUCGAUGAGAUGGCAAAGAUGGCGGCUAUUGCUUCCUUGUGCGUCCACCCGGAGGUCACUCAAAGGCCUUUUAUGGGUGAAGUUGUGCAGGCUCUUAAGUUGAUCUACAACGACACCAAUGAGAGUGAGAAGGAGUCUUUGUGCCAUGAAUCGGAUUUUGGAGGUGACCUUGUCUUUUCUGAUAGCAGUUGGUUGGAUGGUGAAGGGGUAACCCCGACAUUAACUUAUGGACCUGAAUCUUCCCUCAUCACUAUGGAUUACAGUUCUGGUCUACUAGAAAUGGAAAAGGGAACAUCAAGCUUGAAUGCAGAUGAGACAUCUUUGCCAAUCAGGCACGGGAAUAGAUCAGGCCCCUUGAGAACAGCCCGGGGUAAGCCAUCCUUUACUAAGCUUACUCGAAGUCGCAGCGAUCAUGUCGUAUCCUUCCAAGCUUGUUUGUAAUGAUGAAUUGAUGGUUACUUGGUUUAAGUUUUCAUGAUAUUUAUCAAUGGUUAAUAGGUUAAGGUUUGACAAUUAUUGCGUUUGAGAAAUUUACAGUUUCAAACAAGCGCCCAAAGGGGCUGAUUUACAUACAGUUACUGGUGUGGGUUAA